Messenger RNA from Pyrenophora tritici-repentis Pt-1C-BFP, 780 nucleotides. RefSeq names its product cross-pathway control protein 1. Gene Ontology annotation, biological process: regulation of DNA-templated transcription. NCBI's taxonomy places the organism in Eukaryota, Fungi, Ascomycota, Dothideomycetes, Pleosporales, Pleosporaceae. Gene Ontology annotation, molecular function: DNA-binding transcription factor activity. The record is from RefSeq and is a predicted model, not a curated record.
AUGGCAGGUACGGUGCGCGCUUUCCGAUAUCCCAGUCGCGAGCUCACGUUCCCCGCAGACUUGAACAGCAACAACUCCUUCGACUCGGGCGCGAGCCUGAUGUCCAACUUCAACAACGGAGCCUAUUCAAUGGAUCAUGCGUCCGCAUUCACGGCCAUCAACGAUCCUUCUGUUGCCGCCGCGUCUUCGCGCACCGUGUCCCCCAAGGACAUCUUCAGUGAUGGCUUUGGGUCUGCGCCACCAUCUACGGCGUUUACAAACUUGACUUCCCCCGAUAUUGGUGACUCUCCCUUUAUUCAAGACCCCUUCGAGUGCUCGCCCAUGUUCAACGGUGACGCCGUCAUCUCCGACACGAGCGACUGGUUCUCCUUGUUCCCUGAGCAGGAGACCAAGGUUGCUGACACCGUCUACGCGCCCGCCAUCUCCAUGUCUAUGGAGCGCACCGUCAGCAGCCAGUCGAUGGAGCGAUCUGGUUCCUCCAGCAUCGGCUCUCCUCUUGUUUUGGAUGCACACUCUCGAAGGAAGUCAUCUGUCACCAACUCACCUGCGACAAACGGCAUCAGCAAGUCUCGUCGGCGAAAGGGCCCUCUACCAAACAUCACGGUCGACCCUUCCGACAAGAUUGCCCUGAAGCGAGCGCGCAACACUCUUGCCGCCCGUGAGUCGCGACAAAGGAAGUUUGACCACGUCAGCACUCUCGAGCAGCGCAACUCUGAGCUCGAGGCUGAGGUCGAAAAGUGGAAGAGCAUUGCUUUGGCUCAUGGAUACAGCGGACAAUGA